GGGCUUCUCCUUUCCUCUCCUCCCCUCAUUACUGUGACGUCAUUACCGGCCAGAGACGCACGUGGAUUGCCGGCGCACGCAUCUUUCUGUGACUUCAUGAAAGGAAGGUCGUAGGAAAAAGUUCAUGUGGUUACUAUCUCAGCUGAGAGAAAAUAGUGAGAAAUGAAUUUUCCUUAAAAAUUAGUUAAGCGCUUGCCAAAUUUAAGCUAUUUAAAACCAAUAAGUUAGCAAUUCUAUCAUUUCAAAGAGAAUUGUUUCACGUAAAUUGCUACAAAUUUUAAAUUCUUAUACGCCCUUGGAAAAAAUAAAUGUGAAACAUGGUAGUUAAGGACAGUGAUUCACCUUCAGCCAUGCCUUGUGAAACAACAUUAAAUGGACAUGCAGCAAAUGGAAAUUCUGAGGAAAAGUUCAAUGACAUCAGCAAAAAAUUAAAAGCUUUAGCUGAGACACCUCUCUCUCCAUAUUCUUUACCAAAGGACAAUAACUGCUCUAUUAAAACUGAACUGGACUCUGUAGAGAAAUCAAAUACUGCUCAAAACUCCGACUCUCCUGAGUCAGAAAGUGAUCUCCCCACUGAUAAAAAGAAUGACUCUGCUCAGGAUUCAGGAAAAGAUCAAGAAUUUGUGUUUAUCCACGAUGCUGGAUAUGCUGUAAAGAUUGUUGCUCCUGGAGUAGAGCCAUUUGAUAUUCAGGUGAGCUCUACAGAAUUGGUUCAGGAAAUUCAUCAAAUGCUAAUGGAUAGAGAGGAGACUUGCCAUAGAACAUGCUUCUCUUUACAGUUGGAUGGCGUAACCAUGGACAAUUUUGCUGAACUUAAAACAAUUGAAGGGUUAGGAGAAGGAUCUAUUAUUAAAGUUAAUGAAGAACCAUAUACUGUCAGAGAAGCUAGAAUUCAUGUAAGACAUAUUAGAGAUCUCCUAAAAUCUUUAGAUCCAGCUGAUGCAUAUAAUGGUGCAGAAUGCAGCUCAUUUUCGUUCCUAAACACUGUUACACAAGGUGACAUUUUAGAAAAGAAAAAAAGUCGUCCCGAUUCAGUUGAUUGUACACCAUUAGAUUACAUCUUGCCUGGCUCUUCUGAACUUCCUUUAUUACCAUUACAGCCUUAUUCCAAAGAUCUCAAAAUUACUCCUGCCAUAAAAGUACUGACAAUAAGUGGUUGGAAUCCUCCCCCUGGCAUACGAAAGCUGCGUGGUGACUUACUUUACUUAUACGUUGUUACUGCUGAAGACAAAAGGCUUCAUCUUACAGCAUCUACUCGUGGCUUCUACAUAAAUCAAACCACAGAUGAAGAGUUCAAUCCAAAACCUGCCACCCCCAAGCUAAUAUUCCAUUCACUUGCAGAUUUAUUGGGACAGGUCAGUCCGACGUUUAAGAGAAACUUUAAUUUAAUACAAAAGAAGAGAACACAAAGACAUCCCUUUGAGCGGGUAGCUACGCCCUAUCAAGUUUAUACAUGGGCUGCACCAAAUCUAGAACAUACUAUUGAUUCCAUUCGAGCAGAAGAUGCUUUUUCUGCUAAAUUGGGUUAUGAGGAACAUAUACCUGGUCAGACAAGAGACUGGAAUGAAGAACUUCAAACAACUAGAGAAUUAUCUAGAAAAUCUUUACCAGAACGUCUUAUUCGAGAAAGAGCCAUCUUUAAAGUGCACAGCGACUUUGUUACUGCUGCUACUCGAGGUGCCAUGGCUGUCGUGGAUGGCAAUGUUAUGGCUCUAAAUCCUGGAGAAGAAACAAAAAUGCAGAUGUUUAUUUGGAACAACAUAUUCUUUAGUCUCGGAUUUGAUGUUCGUGAUCAUUAUAAGGAAGUUGGGGGAGAUGCUGCUGCAUUUUCAGCUCCAAAUAAUGAUUUGCAAGGUGUCCGUGCAUAUAAUGCUGUAGAUAUAGAAGGCCUUUAUACCUUGGGUACUGUUGUGAUAGACUAUCGUGGCUAUCGAGUUACGGCCCAAUCAAUUAUUCCAGGUAUUCUUGAACGAGAACAAGAGCAUUCUGUUGUCUAUGGUUCUGUAGAUUUUGGAAAGACUGUUCUUAGUCAUCCUAAAUAUCUGGAAAUGCUCAAUAAAGCUGGACAACCACUGAAAAUUCUUCCACAUUCUGUUUUGAAUGAAAAAGAUGAAGAGGUUGAGCUUUGUUCUUCUGUGGAGUGUAAAGGUAUUAUUGGAAAUGAUGGAAGGCAUUAUAUUUUGGAUCUUUUGAGAACUUUUCCACCUGAUGUUAAUUUCUUAACUCUUGAAGAUGAAGAGUUAUCAAAAGAAGCUCAAACAUUAGGUUUUCCACGUUCUCACAAACAUAAAUUAUGCUGUUUAAGGCAAGAAUUAAUUGAUGCAUUUGUUGAACACAGAUACAUGAUGUUCAUCAAAUUAGCUGCUUUCCAUUUGCAACAAAUUGGGUUAAAGAAUUUGUUUGAGAAGAAGCCAGAAAAAGAAGAUGCCUCUGCACCAAACAUAGAGGAAGUAAAAACUAAUUCUGAUGAAGAGACAGGUGAAAAGAAUAUGUUGAAUGAAGUGCCUACUAUUAAUGAUUCUGAAGAUGGUAAAAUAAAUUUAGAAGCUGAUGAAUAUAAAAAGAUUGUAGAGUCUAUAACAAAUAAAGAUAAAUCUGAAAUUGAUAGUACCAGAGAAGUUAUAAAGAAAUCUGCAAUAGCUGUAGGUUCAUUAAAAGAAACAGAGUUUGAUAUCAGAUUUAAUCCAGAUGUUUACUCACCUGGUGUGAGGCAUCCUAACUCUCAAAGUGAAAAGUUUUUGAAGGAAAAGCAGCUUGUUAAGGAUGCGGCAGAAUUUUUACUAACAAAUCAAAUACCUGGUUUUAUAAGAGACUGUUUGGAUCAUUCGACAUCUCCCAUUGAUGGUGUUACACUUACUGAAGCUUUACAUGGACGAGGAAUCAGUAUUAGAUAUUUAGGUAAGCUUGCUGAAAUGGUUGCCAAAGCACCUCAACUUCAAUACGUUCAUCAAAUCAUUGUGUUAGAACUCAUCACCCGUAGUGCCAAGCAUUUGUUUUCACUUUACAUUCAAGGAGUAGAAACUAUGUUUCUUUCUAAUGCCGUUAGUCACUUCUUAAAUUGCUUUUUAUCAUCGUGUACAUCGCUACCUAACCCUGUUUCAUCUGAUGACCAGUUGCAAGUAAAGUACAAGAAGAAAGGAAAACGAAAGGGGAAACAGAAUCCUUUGCGUUUUGAAGAUAACAACGAAUGGGCUUCACUAACAACUAAAAUGUUUUGGACUAAUUUAAGCAAUGAACUAUUAUCAUACUAUGCUUGGGAACUUCCUUACGAUUCUAUUGAUGCCAUAGUUGAGAAGUUUCAAUUCAGAAAAUUAACAAUUUUACAUUCAUUUUGUGUUAAGACUGGUAUCCAACUGCUGCUUAGAGAAUAUAAUUUUGACCACAGAAAUAAACCUACAUUUACAGAAGAUGAUAUUUUGAAUAUCUUUCCGGUUGUUAAGCACAUUAACCCCAGAGCAACUGAUGCAUAUAACUUUUAUACAACGGGUCAAACAAAAAUUCAACAAGGCUAUUUGAAAGAAGGGUAUGAACUUAUAACAGAGGCCUUAAAUCUACUGAAUAACGUGUAUGGAGCUUUACAUCCUGAAAUAGCACAAUGUCUUCGAAUGUUAGCUAGAUUGAAUUACAUAAUGGGUGACCAUGCUGAGGCUAUGGCAUUCCAGCAAAAAGCUGUACUCAUGAGUGAAAGGGUUAAUGGAAUCGACCAUGCAUAUACAAUCUCUGAAUACACACACCUUGCAUUAUAUUGUUUUGCCAACUCUCAAAUAACUACAGCUUUGAAACUCCUAUAUCGUGCUAGAUAUUUGAGUUUAUUAGUUUGUGGAGAAAAUCAUCCUGAGAUGGCAGUUUUAGAUAGUAAUAUUGGACUAAUUUUACAUGCAGUUGGUGAAUAUGAUUUAUCAUUAAGAUUCCUAGAAAAUGCCUUAAAAUUAAAUAUUAACUAUUAUGGUGGCAAGAGUUUGAAAGUAGCUGUAAGCUAUCACUUAGUAGCCAGGACUCAAUCUUGCAUGGGUGAAUUUAGAGGUGCUUUGCAAAAUGAAAAGGAAACAUAUGCUAUUUAUAAGCAGCAGCUUGGAGAAAAUCAUGAGAAAACCAAAGAAAGUUCUGAAUGUUUACGUCAUUUAACACAGCAGGCUGUGGUAUUACAAAAAAAGAUGAAUGAAAUUUAUAAAGGAAACUCGACUGCUAUUCUUCCACCUAUUCAAAUUCAGCCACCUUCUCUAAGCAGUGUAUUAGAUAUGCUAAAUAUCAUAAAUGGAAUUUUGUUUGUCCAAAUAAGUCAGCAAGAUAUUGACAAUUUUAGAGCUGAAUUUGAGAAAAGGCAACUCAAGGACUCGGACUCUUCCAAACAAUCUGUUGUUAUUACAGAUGAAAGUAACUCGAGCAACCAAAUGACUGAAGAAGACUGUGCAGCAAGAUAAUCUGAAAACGUCCAUUUUACUAUGUAAAGCACAACGAUUAGAUUGCUUUUCUCAUGGUGUGCAAGUUUAUAGGAAAUAGUUUUAUGGAACUGUUUUUUUUAUACGACAAAAAAAAAAGCGUGUAAUACAUCAGGGUGUAUAAAUAAUUUGGCCCUCUUGAGUAAGCUUAAUGAGAAGCAACUGCUAGGUAUAAUGAAAAGCAACUGUAGAUGUUUAUAUAUUUCAGUUAUUUUUAAAGUUUCGUUAUUUUAAUCUCGCAUUUGUAAUUCUUAGAAAGGUGUAACUUUUCUGGUUUGUUGUAUUUGUUAGUACUAUAAAAAUUACUGUGGCAUUUUUAUUGCAUAAAAAUUUUAUUUUCACACAUUAUUUCUUGUUUUUAAAAUAUAUUUAAGCAAUUUUUAUAAAGUAAAGUAACUUUUAGUUUGAUUUGUGCUGUGAAAUGUUAUCGUUCUUGUACAAAGACAAAUGAUUAUUUUUUUUUGUCGAUAAAAUACAAAUGAAUGAAUUAAAUAUAAAACUGAUUGUUAAAUGCGACAUUCAAUCAAAUUCAAAUUAACAAAAUCUAGUCCAUGUGUUCUAAGUUUGUGUUUUAUAUAUAUUUACCAGCAUUGCCUAAAUAAUUUUAAUAUUUCUGUUGGAAAUUUCUCAUACCUGUUAAUUAUAAACUUCUGAAGAAUCUUAUAUUUUUGCACUUUUUCUAAACUAAAUGAAAUGCAUAACAUAUUUUCCAUUUCAGUAAAAUCCGUGCUUAAGCUGUGCCAAACUAUGAAAGGCUGGAUAAAUCAUUUUUACGUAAUCCUUAAUUUUAUUAAUAUUGUUGUGUAUUCUUUUUAUAGUAAUAGAUCAUUUGUGAAAUUAGUCACUUAUACAUUGGUUUAUUUUUGUAGAUUGUGUUUUUGAAAGUGUUUAUGUAGUAUUCAUUUCAUAGUAUGGAUUUUCUUUUUCAUUGACCUCUUGUUUUAUUUAGUUGUCAUUCAUUAGAUGUAUAAUUUGUGUGAUAGAUUGAGGCUUAAAACGUAGGAAUUGAAUAGGUCUUUUAUAGAUUUCUUUAUUUAGUUACUGGAUAUAAAAGUUAUUUGAAAUCAUUAAAGUAUCCUUGGAAAGAGCUUGACGCAAAGCCAUUUAUCAAUUGAAAUGUCUGAUACUUUCAUUUGCUGCCCCUUGCUCAAUAACAUCAUGAAUUCUUUUGAGUGUAUAUUAGUCUUUACAUAUCAUUUUUUUUUUCAGUUAGCAUUUUUUGUUGUUCUAAUAGGUAAAUUUCUGUUAAUUGUGUGCAAUAUAAAAUGUGAUUAUUUGUUUUUUAUGAGGUUUGUUUUACUUAUAUAAAAUUGUCCAUUAGAAACAUUACAUUUUAGAAAUUUUAAAACAUUUGAAAGCAAAAAUAUGAAUUAUUUAAUUAUUUUAUAAAAAUUAAAGAUCUUUUAAGAUAUAUGUAAUUUGGUUUAUUCUAAGCUCUCUUUGGUAAAAAUUGUGGAAAUUUAUAUUUUUAAAAGCUUUUUUUAUUAUAUUUUCUCUUUAUAAAAAUGUAAACUAACUUGGAGGAUUUUUCUAAAUAUUAAUCAAUUUUUUUUAUAAGAUGCAUUACUUUGCUCAAGUUAAUGCUGUUUAGAACACUUAUCUAUGCAUUUAAAACUAAGAUCUAAAAUUCUCUGUACAUUUAUAACCUAGAUGUUUUUAAUCAGAAAAACUUUUUAUAAAAGUUAAAAUAUUUUGUAGUCAUAACAGGAGACAUAAAUUUGUAUUAGGUAUAAUUAGAAUAACUUAAUUUAAGAAAUAGUUGUAGUUAUUAGAUUGGCACAUAGAUUAUAUUUAAGCAGAAUUUAGACAUUUAUGCAGUUCAUAUUUUACUUUCUAAACAACCUCAGCAAUUGUGAACCUCAUACAUAUAUUUCAGUUACAAUUUGGUAGAAAUAUAUUGGAGUUAUAACAAAUAUAAUUGUUAAUUUAAGUUCUUUAAAAUAGUGAUUUACAUUACUUAGUUUAGCUUAAAUCUAGCAGUUUGAUUUUCUAAUAAAUUAAAUUUCUUUUGGACCAAAAACUUCUAACUAAAAAACUUUAUGGUAAAUUAAUAUCAUAAAAUUAUUUUAUUUUAUCUGGCAAAUAAAAAAGUAUCUUUUUAUUUCAGUGAAAAGCUCAUUGUUUAAUUUUUUACAGGCUUACUGAAGGUUUUUUUUAAAAAUAUUAUGCAUUAUUUAUAUACUUAAAAUUAAGCAUGCAUGAACUGUUGAAAUUGAUUUAGAAGUCUAUAAACUAUUUUUUUAAAUUUCAAUGUUUCUUUCCUGUAAAAAAUACACAAUACUUUUUAAAUAAGCCAUAUAAAUAUUUUCAUAUAUAUACUGUGAUAAUUAUUGUAAAAAAUAAUUGAAUCAAAAAAUAAUCUAAUUUGUUUGACUGUACGGAAACUUUGAGAUAUUACUGGAAAUGUAGUACAAGAUUUCUUCCUCUGUACUAGACAUCACAAAUGCAUUCAUUUAAGAAACCUCAAGGGACCUAAUGUUUUACUAUUGUUAUAAUAAAAAUUGAUUAAUAAAUA
Parasteatoda tepidariorum (common house spider) is the source of this 6954-nucleotide messenger RNA. RefSeq names its product clustered mitochondria protein homolog (gene clu). The record is from RefSeq and is a predicted model, not a curated record. Gene Ontology annotation, biological process: intracellular distribution of mitochondria; organelle organization. Gene Ontology annotation, molecular function: protein binding; mRNA binding. Lineage: Eukaryota; Metazoa; Arthropoda; Arachnida; Araneae; Theridiidae. Gene Ontology annotation, cellular component: cytoplasm.